CAAUAAAUAUUGAAUAUCUUUUACUUUCACAAUCUCUUUGAACCCUUUUCUCUCAUAUGUCUAUAUUUUCCUCAUACUUAAUUGAUUCUUAAUACAACACCACCAUCAUCUCCACGCAAAUCGUUAAUAAAGUCUCAAAAUAAUCUUAUUCUUAUACCUUGAUUAUUCGUCGUUCUUAAUGAAACGAGGGUACCGUGAAUCUCCUUCUACCUCUUUAGGUCCACCUCAAUCUAAACCCAGACAUAAUUCUCAAGGUGAUGCGAAUUUUCUGGAGGAUGAAACUACUAAGAAUUUUGCUCGGAAAGUAGCUGACCAUUACAGUGCAAGAUCCAACCAGACCCUGGAAGAAAGAGAGGCUAGUCCAAUAAUUCAUUUGAAGAAACUUAAUAAUUGGAUUAAGAGCGUCUUAAUUCAGCUUUAUGCUCGCCGUGGAGAUGCAGUACUCGACCUAGCCUGUGGCAAGGGUGGUGAUCUUAUCAAAUGGGACAAGGCAAAAAUUGGAUAUUAUGUUGGUAUUGACAUUGCUGAAGGUUCAAUCAAAGACUGCCGUACCCGUUACAAUGGUGACGCCGACCAUCAUCAGCGACGUAAAAAGUUUUCAUUUCCUGCUCGUCUAAUAUGUGGAGACUGUUAUGAGGUACGCUUGGACAAAGUUCUUGCAGAUGAUGCUCCUUUUGAUAUGUGUAGUUGCCAGUUUGCAUUGCACUACUCUUGGUCUACAGAGGCCCGUGCUCGGCGAGCAUUGGCUAAUGUGUCAGCUCUACUCCGUCCAGGAGGCAUUUUCAUUGGAACAAUGCCAGAUGCCAAUGUGAUUAUCAAGAAGCUUAGAGAAGCUGAAGGGUUGACUUUUGGUAAUAGCGUCUACUGGGUUCGAUUUGACGAAGAAUUUUCUGAUAAGAAAUUUAAGUCUUCCAACCCCUUUGGAGUAAAGUACACGUUCCAUUUGGAGGACGCCGUUGAUUGUCCUGAAUGGAUUGUUCCCUUUCAUGUAUUCAAGUCAUUAGCUGAAGAGUAUGAUUUUGAGCUGGUUUUCGCUAAGAACUCGCAUGAAUUUGUCCAUGAGUAUAUGAAACGACCGGAAUUUGUUGAUCUCAUGCGAAGACUUGGUGCAUUGGGAGACGGAAACCAAGAUCAAGGUACACUAUCAUCCGAUGAAUGGGAAGCAGCAUAUUUAUACAUGUCAUUUGUAUUGAGAAAGCGAGGUCAACCCGACAAAAACCAAGCGACCGGCAGAAAAGACCGAGGGUUGAUGCAUAUUUCAGAGGAAGACAUAAUGUAUAUCGGCAAUGAAUAUUGACUAACACGAACAAAUAAACCACGAGUUUUCAAGAAAAGCUAUCAAACAGCAUAAGGGCAUAUGAAGCAAUCUGCAGCAUUGCCAAGUUGCCUUGAGACACUAUAAUUUUAUCUCACAAUCUUGAGCUCUAGCAACUUUUUUGCAAUGAGAUACAUGUGGAAUUUUGUAGGCUCGCUAUAAAUUUUUCAAGUAAAUUUUCUGCCCCAGAAUUUUUUGUGGUAAACAAGACUUGGCAGUGUAAUUUACAAACUAAUAAUACUAAAGGCAUGUCUGAUUUGAGAAGACUA
Messenger RNA from Cicer arietinum (chickpea), 1584 nucleotides. RefSeq names its product mRNA cap guanine-N(7) methyltransferase 1. Gene Ontology annotation, biological process: 7-methylguanosine mRNA capping. The record is from RefSeq and is a predicted model, not a curated record. Gene Ontology annotation, cellular component: nucleus. Lineage: Eukaryota; Viridiplantae; Streptophyta; Magnoliopsida; Fabales; Fabaceae. Gene Ontology annotation, molecular function: mRNA 5'-cap (guanine-N7-)-methyltransferase activity.